CACUUCUUUCCUCCAACCCACCCAUCGAACAAAUUACACAGCAACAAGUAACAAGGAAGUCUCAUCAGUGAGUCUAACUAAUUGAUGGAGCGGCGAGGCGGAGCGGCGGAGCUGGAGCUGCCGGGGUUCCGUUUCCACCCGACGGAGGAGGAGCUGCUGGAGUUCUACCUGAGGCAGGUGGCCCACGGCAAGAAGCUCAAGUUUGACAUCAUCCCCACCGUCCAUCUCUACCGCCACGACCCAUGGGAGCUACCAGGGUUGGCGCCGAUAGGGGAGAGGGAGUGGUACUUCUUCGUGCCGCGCGACCGCAAGCAGGCCGGCUGCGGCGGGCGGCCGAGCCGGACGACGGAGCGCGGCUUCUGGAAGGCCACAGGGUCGGACCGCUCGGUGCGGUGUGCCACCGACCCGAAGCAGCUCAUCGGGCUCAAGAAGACGCUCGUCUACUAUGAGGGUCGCGCGCCCCGCGGCAUCAAGACCGACUGGGUCAUGAACGAGUACCGCCUCCCCGACGCCAAUGCGGCCGCCGGCGACUCAUCGUCCAGUAACUCGCCCAAGGAGGACAUCGUUUUGUGCAAGAUAUACCGGAAGGCGGUGUCGCUCAAGGAGCUGGAGCAGCGGGUGGCCAUGGAGGAGCUCGAGCGCGCCACCGCCACGCCGUCGGCCUCCAACAACACCGGCUCGCCCGCCGACUCCAUCUCGUCCGCCUCGGACCACGAGGCACCCCCCCAGCAGCUGCAGGUGGAAAUGGGCAGACCGUGCAUGAAGAAAGAGGCGACGACCGAGGCGGCGGUGGUGAGGCCGGCAACGCUGAGCCUGCCGCAGCUGGAGGUGGCGAGGCAACAAAGCGGACUGCAGGAGUGGAUGCAGGACCCGUUCCUGACGCAGCUGAGGAGCCCCUGGAUGGAGAGCUGGUCGCCAUACUAUGCCAGCGUCCUCAACUUUUAAUCACGAUAGUAUACUAUACAGUAUACACACGAGUACGUACGUACAAUAUGUAUGCAUGCAUAGACGUCUUUACGUACGUACAAUAUGUAUGCAUGCAUAGACGUCUUUCUUCUAUUGGGAAACAGAAAUCAGUGGACAAUAAUCCUAUUAUUUGGGAUUUGGGAUUGGAAUAGACAAACACAACAUGCCUGAGCGUUAACGAUCGGGCCCAAUUGUGGCGAGGUCGCCGUGGCCGGUGGCGCCCGAUCGAAACUCUAGCGGCCCAAGCACGGGGACGUGGGAUCUCCUUGGAGCAGCGGCGGCCCAUCCCGGGAGCAGAGGCUGCGUAUCUGACGGCCAAAUCGCAGACGGCACACAGAAACCGUUUGAUAGACUAGACCUGAGCAUAAAAAAUCCGAGCCGAUUUUGGCCCGCCCAGACCGACCUUCGGUUGAUGUGGACGGGCCUCGGCAGUAGUUUAUGAGCCCGAAAAUUAGACUCAGCUCGAGCCCGCCCAAAAUAUUAAUUUUAAUUAUAUUUACACGUAAAAUUCACCGAAGGACCCAAGCCCGGUCUUACUACAGUCCGGCUUUGAUAUUAUUGGACGGGACUAGGCAGCCAUUUUCAGCCCAAAACAAACCGGGCUUUUCUUUGGCACGACCCAGCCCAUGCUUAGGUCUAUGAUAGACAUGUCACGAUGGUCCGCUCAAGAGCCGUCUGCUAAUAACUCGGUGGGCAAAACCAUCUGCGAGACACAGUCAAUUUCCAAAUGGAACCGUAUGUAAUAUGUUCAUCACUACAA
Molecule: messenger RNA, 1726 nt
Organism: Phragmites australis (common reed)
Lineage: Eukaryota; Viridiplantae; Streptophyta; Magnoliopsida; Poales; Poaceae
Product: NAC domain-containing protein 22-like
Exons: 3
Coding region: 85-945 (286 amino acids)
Biological process (GO): regulation of DNA-templated transcription
Molecular function (GO): DNA binding
Source: RefSeq, a predicted model, not a curated record